GACAGCUUUAUCUUUUUGUAUUUUUGUAAUGAUUCUUAACAUAAAUUUCAGAAGUAAAUUUUGGGUUUCUUAGAGAGAAGAGCUAGAGAGAGAGAGAGAGAUGGGUUCAUGGAGGAAUUCUUCAUCUGGGAAGAUUCUAUGGAUGAUUAUAACGCCACUGGUUUUGAUUUUAGGGUUUAUGGCUUUGAAGAAAUCAAACUGGGGAAGUGGGUUCGUUUACUCUUACACUUGGGGUUCUUCUGGAGAUGAUUCUGCAGCAAAGGGACCUGUUUCAUCGGAAAAUUCUGGUGGGUCUUUAUUAGACUGGCGGUGGAAGGUGGUUGAUGGCGGCGGUGGUGGUGGUGGUGGUCAGAUAUCUCAGCCUCCAUCUUCAUCUUCAUCUUCAUCUUCUUCAACACCACCAAUUGCACUUGAAGAAGACAUGGACAUGCAACAACCUGUUUCUGCUAUGGAUCAAGAUGACAACUUUACUGCGACUUUAAAUGGCUCGGACAUUUUCCUUCGGACAAAUGAAACCUACGAUCCUCCUUCAAGUACAGGAAUUCAAAGAAACUUUUCCGGUAUAGAUAAACUUGAAGCGAGCCUGAUGCAAGCUCGAGCUGCAAUCCGGGAAACAAUAAGCCAGAACCAGAUCAAUGAUCCUGACUACACACCAUUUGGUCCUAUAUAUUGGAAUGCCUCCGUCUUCCACAGGAGCUAUUUGGAAAUGGAGAAAAGAUUUAAGGUAUAUGUUUAUGAAGAAGGAGAACCACCCAUAUUUCACAAUGGUCCUUGCAAGAGCAUAUAUGCAAUGGAAGGUAACUUCAUUUUUCAAAUGGAAACAACCAAGUUGUUCCGAACCCGGGAUCCCGACAAAGCCCACAUAUUUUUCCUUCCAAUGAGUUCGACCAUGAUGGUCCGCUUUAUAUUGGAGCGCGGCUCUCGUGACCAUUGGCGUCCGAUGAAGCGAACUGUUAAGGAUUAUGUCGAUCUUGUGGCAUCCAAAUACCCUUUCUGGAACCGGAGUCUUGGUGCUGAUCAUUUCAUUGUUGCUUGCCAUGAUUGGGGGCCCGAGCUUUCAAAGGCGGUCCCGAAUCUCUUUACAAACUCGAUUAGGGCAUUUUGCAAUGCAAACACCUCAGAAGGGUUCAAGCCUUCAAAGGAUGUUUCCAUCCCGGAGAUCUUGCUCCGCGAUGGUACAAUGCAAGGUCUAGUGGGUGGGCCAUCCCCUAGGCAACGCCAUAUUCUGGCGUUCUUUGCUGGUGGGGUCCAUGGCCCGAUUAGGCCGAUCCUCCUCGAGCAUUGGGAGAACAAGGACCCUGAUGUACAAGUCCACAAGUACCUUCCGAAGGGUGUUUCAUAUAUCGACAUGCUGAGGCAAAGCAAGUAUUGCAUCUCCCCGAGCGGCUAUGAGGUGGCGAGCCCGAGAAUGGUCGAGGCACUUUACACGGGUUGUGUCCCGGUGCUCAUUAAAGACCAUUACGUGGCACCAUUUAGCGACGUUCUGAACUGGAAAUCGUUCGCGGUCAUAAUACCAGUCGAGGACAUCCCUAACCUCAAGAAAAUCUUGAUGGGGAUAUCGACGAGGCAGUACCUACGAAUGCAACGCAGGGGCAAACAAGUAAAACGGCAUUUCGAGGUUAAUUACCCACCGAAGAGAUACGACGUGUUUCAUAUGAUACUACAUUCAGUUUGGCUUCGAAGGCUUAAUGCUCGUAUCCAUGGGAGCAACUGAGUUUUGAUCCUUAUGAUGGGUUGUUUUGGAUAUGGGGAUUGGGCUAUUUGUAGGCAUUGACAUCUUAUUCGUUAUAAUUUAACAAAAAUAUGAUGUCUAAUUUAGGGUAUAUUUAGUAAAUUAGUUGAUAUCUGAUA
Molecule: messenger RNA, 1851 nt
Organism: Cynara cardunculus var. scolymus (artichoke)
Lineage: Eukaryota; Viridiplantae; Streptophyta; Magnoliopsida; Asterales; Asteraceae
Product: probable glycosyltransferase At5g03795
Exons: 4
Coding region: 101-1714 (537 amino acids)
Molecular function (GO): glycosyltransferase activity
Source: RefSeq, a predicted model, not a curated record